GGUACCGUGCUACAUGUGUUCGAUCUAUUUAAGCCCAAGAACCGGACCACUGACGUGGACAAACAAGCGGCCCCAAAAGUAGCCAAAGAGGUGCAGCAAGUGCAGCAGAAUGUCAAGCAAGCGACCGAUGCGGAGAAGAAAAAGGACGCCCAAGCGGAUAAGCGAGAGGACAAAGUGGAGAUACCAGAGACCAAGCAGAAGGCUUCAAAGCCAAAGAAGGCUGCUGAGAAGGAGGAUGCUAAGUCUGUAUUCGGCAAUGUCAUGUCCUUCGGUUCUAAGGCCGUUAACUCCGGUGUCGGUGCUGCGACCAAAGGUGUGGGCGUCGCCACAGGUGCAGUGACAUCUGGUUACGAUGUUGCGUCUAAAGCAGUAGGUACGGGAGUAAAUGCUGUAGGUACGGGAGUAAAAUCUGUAGGCGGCGACACAGUGAGCAUAGCAACGGAGAUGGGCCAGAAGUCAAUGGAUUUGGCUGCGAGUUCGACCCUGGAGGUGGUUCACCAGGCCAUAAUCGCCGGCAAUACCAUCACGUUGGGGUCCACUGACUUUGCUCUGAAGCAGGCGAUAGCACCACAGUUGCUGCCUUUCAUUGAUCCGUUUAAGUUUGAGCUUGAAGAUCUGGGCGACCGAAUCAAACUCUUCGAAGCCAAAGCGACGGAGAAGGUCACCUCCAAGGUGGACUACGUUCAACUUGAACAAUUGACAAUUGGCUCUGUUGAGGCUCGGCACGUUAAAACGAGUUACGUAAACGACAACGGCAUCACCCGCAUGGAACCCGUCACCAUCCACGGUGACCGUAUCAUCGCUCACAUCACACUGCAAUGGUACGAACAAGCAGCGCUGCAGCUUCUAACCUUCAGCAACACAUGGGAAGUGUAUCUAUUAGACACCUUUGUCUUACCUCAUAUCUUCUCGGAAUGGAACCUGAUAAGCCUGCCUGGGAGUGAGGGAGGUUUGCAUAUUACUGGGGCGUUGGUGUGUGAGGAACGGACGCAGAAGGUGGCGGCGGGUAGUCAGUUGGUGAUUAAGGAGAUAUAUGUUUCAGACGCUAAGGUGGUCGUUGAGAAGGAUGAGAGUACAGGACAGUACGCGUUUGUGCUGCAGUGUGUACGCGUUGAUGUGAAUCCUAUGGGCGAUACGAGGACUCGACUACUUCAGGAAAUUGCGAAACGAGGCCCACCUACGGCAUCGCCAGGAGUGUUAAGUAGGUUCAUGUCUUUUGUCCGUUCCGCCUUACCGAAGAACCUCCAAGAGCAGAAGAUCGAGAUACAAACCAACAAGCCAGAUACAGAGGAGUAUAAUACCGCAAAAUAGAACUCCAGCCAGCACAGAUAGAUUACUGGUUAUAUACAUAUAUAUAUCUAUAUAUAUAUAUAUAUAUUAUAACUAUAUAAUUAUACAUGCAUAUAUAUAUAGAUGGUGAAAGACCGUGCUAACAAUUCGCUGCACCUGCAAUUGUCAACGUAGUAUCCAAGAAUAACUAUAAGGCUGUGUACCUGGAUGAUUAGCAAGCAUAUUUAACGGGCCUUCAGACAAAAAAACCAACAAAUCAAAUACAGCCAAAUAUACAAAUAUAAUAAUAACUACACAGCCAUACUCGAGCUAGCUAAGCAAGAAAUAAAUUAUACAUGGGCAUAUCAAUUGUCAGUUAAAAUUAAAA
This is a messenger RNA of Sphaeroforma arctica JP610, 1657 nucleotides long. RefSeq lists its product as hypothetical. The annotation marks the transcript as partial. NCBI's taxonomy places the organism in Eukaryota, Ichthyosporea, Ichthyophonida. The transcript has 6 exons. The record is from RefSeq and is a predicted model, not a curated record.